CUUGAACAGCAGUGAAAAUCUCAUUUCGAUUAGCACAAUGGUUGCCCACGCUGAUAUCCUUCUGUCGAAGUGUGCUCAGUUUCGAAACGAAAGUCAAUUCAUCGACGUUCGAUUAAAAGUUGGUGAACAUAUUUUUCCAGCUCAUCGCAUCGUGCUUGCUGCGAAUAGCGGUUAUUUCCACGCCAUGUUUACAGACGGAAUGAAGGAGUUCAACCAAGAAGUGAUCGAGCUCAAAGAUGAAAGCAUCUCACCAUAUGUUUUAAAUAUAAUACUGGACUCCAUCUACACUGGAGAUCUUCUUGUAAACGAGAAAAACGUAUCCAAGGUUCUCGCUGCCGCAGAUCAUCUUCAAGUUGUAAGUGCUGUUCAUCAGUGUUGUAAUUUCUUGCUGACCGAAUUCAUGAAACUUCGUUUCGACUUUGAAACUUACGGUCGCAUCUGGGAAAUUGCGUUGAGCUAUAAGCUGAAAGAUCUGCAAGACGCCGCAGAGUGUAUCGUAGCUAAGAUGUAUACGGAUGUUUGUGAGAGCGAAGAAUUCCUGACGCACAUCGGGGGAAAUCAGUUGGCCAGCCUUCUCAGCCGAGAUGACCUCAUUGCACCUUCUGAGACGUUUGUCUUGAAAUCCGUGAUGCAAUGGAUUGACUACAAGAAGGAAGAGAGGAUGCCAGUUGUAGCCAAAGUUAUCGGGGCUGUUCGUCUGGGGCUGGUUGAUAUUGGAGUUGUGUUUGACGACCUCAACACAGAGGAGAUGCGACAAAUUCCUGAAAUUUUUGAGCAGGUCCACGAAGCAUCAAUUUAUAAACACAGGUUAACCUAUAAACCCAAGUCUUCAGUGGAGCAAACGAAGCCACGUUCAAAGAACCCGGUUCUUGUAGCUGUUUUGCCUGGAGAAAUGAUGCAAUACUUCGAUGUUGAGGCCAAGACUUGGAAAACGUUACCGGUUGUCUCAGCGCAAAAUGCGGCAACUCAUUGUUUCUGUGCAGUGUCUGUUGGCGAUAAGUUGAUGGUUGCUGCUUGCGACUCCUCAGGUAACUGCAUUUACUGUUAUGAUACAGAUGAGUCUAUGUAUGCAGUAAGAGCAAACGGCUUUCAAUGUUUCCAAAGGUACAAUUUUGCUAGAGGGAGUUGGCAACCAUUGGCUACCUUAAAAACUGGCAAUAAUUUAAACUUAAGCUUAGGUGGCGCAGUAGUAUUGGGCUCAAAGGUGUAUGUUCUGGAGAGAAUGGAAACGCCGACAGCUUUUCACAUAUUUAAUCGCGGUCAAUCGAUAAAACCGGCCGUGUUGCACUGUUUUGAUCCUCAAAAGGAUGAGUGGGAAGUAAAAGCCACAACAUCCUCACCUCAUCUUGGAUCCAUUCUUAUAGUAGUGAAAAGCAAACUAUACGUUGCUGGGGGCAAAGGCAUAUGGAAUAUUUCAAUUGACAUGCCUUCACCUGUCGAAAUGUAUGAUGAGGAAACCAAUACUUGGUCUGUUGUUGAACAAAAAUAUAUUCCUGCCAACAAACUUGGCGCGGUGACAGUAGAAGGGAGAGUGUAUUUUAUUAUCAAUAAAUUUCCAAUUGACAGUGGAAUUAGAAUUGCACACGGGUCCCUGAAUUAUACUGUUCUGAACGAGUGGGAGAAUUUGGGAAAAAUAGAUCAAAAUGCAGCCCUUGGUUAUACAACGAUAAAGAGGUAAAGAAGAGAGAGAUCAACGAGUUGAGGGUGGCUUUUUGUCUGAUUUCUCCUAGUUACUUGCAAUGCAAACGGGCUGAUGUUAUUUCUCGUAUAUAUUCAUUCCUUCAUCCAUUUUUUAGCGCACUUUUGAAAGGCAAAAUGGAUGACCGUGUGAAAACAUAUCGUAUGUGAGAAAAGAAUAUAAAAUUGUGAAGCUAAAAAUCCGUGUUGUAAGUCACUUUUAAUAAGGACCGCAGUGCAUUGCGUGUUUGUUAGGAGAAGACGGCGUCAUACCAAGAAAAUAGUCUCUCGUUAAUAAAGCAAAGAAGUGGCAUGUGUGGAGAAAGAGGCAAUUAUAAUGUGUUCGUUUUUCCUUAAGGAAAUAUGUUCAGGAUUAGGUAAAAGUAAUCUGUAUUAUGACUUGCAGAUGAAAAUAAGUAACAAAAUGCAGGUGUUCUGCAAUCAAAGAAAUGGCAGAAGUCGAGCUUAAAACACCUCAAACUUCGGCAGGAUUCGAACCCGCGUCUCGCUCCCCGCGUUUGCCUGAUAAUGAAACAAAAUUGUGAGAACGUUUUUUAUGUUUAACACUUCAGAAAGUUAAAGCGUCAAAUAUGGCAAACUUAGUCUUCAGUUAAUUCUCUAACUGCAGAACAUCUUUGAAAUAUAAUCAGAAAGUCAUUUAGAAAGGUAACGGGUUAUUGAGGCAAACUCAAUGUUGAGGCCGUACGAAGACCUGUGUGUUUUGAUAAUUGUAUCUCUACAUUGUUAUAGAACGUUUACACGCAUUAUUGGGAUUUUGCUUGUUUUGUUAUAUUUCGCAUGAUUAGCGCUGCACUAAGUGAGUUAUUGGUUCUUUACCUCUAAUAGAGACCGGUAGAAUGUAACCGGAAAUAUUGACAAAGAAUGCGUAGAACGAUCGACAAACAAUGAUGUAAUUAACUAGAUAAUUGCUAGUGAAA
Stylophora pistillata is the source of this 2615-nucleotide messenger RNA. RefSeq names its product kelch-like protein 12. Lineage: Eukaryota; Metazoa; Cnidaria; Anthozoa; Scleractinia; Pocilloporidae. The record is from RefSeq and is a predicted model, not a curated record.